AUGGAUAUCUUGGAUAAAGCAAAUCACAGUAUAUCAAAUCGUGGAAGAAAAGGAUAUAUAUUUGAAGUUGAUUUGGAAUAUCCUUCCAACCUAUGGGAAACACAUAAUGACUAUCCACUUGCACCUGAGAAGAUGAUUGUUAAUGGUGUUGAAAAACUAAUUUGUCAUUUUAAACCAAGAAAGAACUAUGUUGUACAUUAUCGAAAUUUGAGGCAAUAUCUUGAGAUGGGAAUGAGAAUAACUGCUGUUCACAGAGGAAUAUCAUUUUACCAAUCUUCUUGGAUGGAACCUUACAUAAGAAAAAAUACAGAACUUCGAAAAACAGCAGCCAACAGUUUUGAGAAAGACUUUUUUAAGUUAAUGAAUAAUUCAAUAUUUGGAAAAACAAUAGAAAACAUAAGAAAAAGACAAAAUAUAUUUAUUAUUGAUGAUCGUAAGAAAGCUUCAAAAUUAACAAGUCGUCCUAACUUUGAUAGAGCAACAAUAUUUGAUAAAAAUCUUAUUGCGGUUCAUAUGAAAAAAACCGAAGUUUAUUUCAACAAACCAGUAUAUGUUGGACAAGAAUACUUGAUCUGUCAAAAACAUUAAUGUUUGUUUUUCAUUACAACUAUAUUCAAGAGAAGUAUAAAGACAAGGCUGAGUUAUUGUUUACAGAUACCGAUUCGAUGAUUUACCAGAUUCAUACAGAUGAUUUUUAUAAAGAUAUAUCCUAUGAUAUUCAAACCAAGUUUGACACCUCUGAUUAUCUUCCUAAUCAUCCAUCUGGUAUUCCAACAGGAGUUAACAAAAAAGUAAUAGGAAUGUUUAAAGAUGAAGUAGCAGGAAAACAGAUUACUUGUUUUGUUGGAUUGCGACCCAAACUUUAUAGUUUUAGAAUAGAAGAAGAUAAAGAGGUAAGAAAGUGUAAAGGAAUAAAGAAAAAAUGUUGUAAAAAAGACAAUGGAUUUUGAUGAUUAUGUUGAUUGUUUAUUUUUGGGUAAAAAGCAAAUGAGAACUAUGAAAAUAAUAAGAAGUGAAAAUCAUGAUAUAUAUUCAAAAGAAGUAAAUAAAAUAGCUCUGAGUAAUGAAGAUGAUAAACGCAUGGUGAUGUUUAAUAAGAUAAAAACGAUUGCUUUAAGAUAAUAAGAUAUUAAUAAUAAGAUAUUAAUAAUAAAUGAGUUAUACAGAAGAAGAAAUAGAAAAAUAUUUAGAAAUAUUAAGAAGUUAUAAUACCCAACCAGAAGAGAAAGAAAAUAAAAAAGUUAGAUGUAGUAAUUGUCAAAGCGAUAGUUUCUCUAUUGAAUCAGGUUAUAACAUUUGCGAUUCUUGCGGUUUAACUAAUGGUCAUGUUCUUGGUUAUUUUGACUUGAAAGAGUACGAUCGAUUUCAUUUUCGAAAGAAGAGUAUUUAUCAGAGAAAGUACCAUUAUGAGAAAAAGGUUAAUCAAGUUUCCAGAAGACUACAUCUAUCUGAUGAACAAAAGUGUGAACUUUACAAUAAACUAAUGAAUAUAGAUAACCACGUCAUGGAAAUACUAAACAAACAAUUUUGUAGAAAGAGAAUGGUAAGCAUUUUUUAUUUAAUCAAAAAACUUUUGGAAGAAAUGGGUUGUGAAAAGAGUAAACUAGUUUAUCUUAAGAUUUCACCACAGACUUUGGAAAAUUAUGAAAAGUGGUGGAAUAGUUAUAAAUCACUCCACGACUCCUCUGUGGAAAAACCAGUAAACAAUUCCAGUUAGAUAGCCAAGUACUUCACAUUCUUUAAAUGGUGUGUUGAUUGCAUAAACGCAUCCUCUUCCAAUUCUAUAAUGUUUCCAGAAAGCUCUAAAAGCGAGACUAAAUAUUAAGUGAUUGGUUAGUAUGUUUGAGUUUGAAUCGAGGUAGUGUCUCGCUUCUGUUAGUUUAUAAAUAAUUUGGUUUAUAUCUAGUUUCUGUGAAAAAUACUUUACAUAGAGAAACUGGUAAACAAGACAAGCUUUAAUAAAGUUAUCAGAAUAAAACUGUGUUUUAUAAGUUGGAAAGUAGAAAUUAACAUAAGCUACAAUUGUACUAAUCAUUUUCUAUUUAAUGAUUAGAUAUAAAAAGAAUUAAAGAUUUAAUUAUAAUAACUAAAAAUGAGUAUUGUUAUUUCAGAAGUAUCACUAAAAAAAGAAGGUAAAUUAUUACUUGAAAGAUUAAGAAAUUUUAUUAAAGAAUUUAAAGAUUUUUUUAGAACAGAUUUUUCUGAGGAAUUUUUUGAAACAAUUAAGGAAAUGAAAGAGGAUCUUAAUAUAGCAGAGUCGGUUGCAAUACAUGAACAAUUAAAAAGAGAAGGCAAACCACUUGGUGAUACUUUAUUUUGGUAUCAUGAUUAUGAAGCAUAUACUAAAGAUAAAUCAAAAGAUAAAAAGACUAGACUUAUAGAAAGAGCUCCUUCUAGAUUUUUUACACCUGAUUUGGAAAGUAUUGUAAGAAUAUUAGAAUUAGUAAAUAUAGAUAUGGAAAUUUAUGAAGAUUUAUACUUUGAUACAAAAUAUUUUUUAAAAAAAAUAUGAAUUUUAUCAAGAAUUAAAUGAGGUUAGUAGAUUGGAAUAAAAUAUAGUUACCAUUUUCUAUUUAAAUUUAAAUAGAAAAUUAAUAAAGGUUUAAAGAAAUAAAAAUAUAAAUAAAAUGCUUCAAAAAACAUUUAUUAACAAUCAACUUGCAAUUAAGUUCAAUUCUUAUAUUGAUUACAAAUUAAGGGUCUGGUUCAAAGCCAAAGAAGUUGCUCAAAUACUUGGGUACAAAAAACAGAACAUGCUAUAAAAAGACAUUUAAGUGAAAAUAAUAAAAGAACUUGUUUGAGCUGCCCCCCUGAAACGGGGGGUCAGGUAUUUAAAGAUAAAAAAAGCUGCCCGCCUGAAACGGGCGGUCAGGUCCAAGGCAGAUGGAUUAUAUUUAUCAACGAAGCAGGAUUUUACGAAUUAGUUUUUAAAUCCAGAUUACCAUCUGCAAAAAUGUUUCGUGAGUGGACAUUUACUAAGGUAUUACCAUCUAUCCGCAAAUUUGGCUAUUAUAGAAUGAUAGAUUGUAAAAAACAAAAAGUAAUAUUUAAAGGCGUAAAAUACUAAACAUCCUGUCUUUACUAGUUAUGCUGCAAAUAAAAAUGGUGAUAUUUUAGUUUAAAAUCUAACAAAAUUUUAAGUAUGUUAAAAGGAAGUAAUGGUUAUUUACAUUUUGGAUUGUGUGAUGAAAAACUCGAAAAACCAAAGUCUUAUCUUCAUCAUAGAUUUGUUUAUGAAGUUUUUAAGGGGUUAAUAACAUCAUGUUUUGAAGUUGAUCACAUCAAUAAUGUUAGGACAGACAACAGAAUAAAAAACCUGCAACUACUUACACCUCAACAAAAUUGUGAAAAAAGUAAUAAUAGACCAAUUAUUUCUACAAAUAUAAAAACUGAAAAAGAAAAAAGAUAUAUUUCUAUUAAAGAAGCUGCGAUUGAAUUAGAUAUUAGUGGUGGUAAUAUUUCCCGAGUUUGUAGAAAAAAAUGUACAUUUUUAACAUCUAAGAAAGAUGGAUAUAAGUACUCGUUUAGAUACUUAGAUUAGAUUUCAAUAUUGUUUUAAUAUUGAAACCUGGAUUUUAUAAACUUGUAUUAAAAUCUAAAUUAGAAACUGCAAAAAUGAUUAGAGAAUGGGUAAAUAUAUAUUAGUUAGCAGUUUAAUCUUUAAACCCUUUUUCUUGAUCUUGAAAUAUCUUCUAAAGUAAUUUUGAUACUUCUAUAUUUUCUUAAAUCAUCUAAAUACUUUUCACAUUUUUCACGCAAUUUUGUAUCAAUUUCAUCUUUUUUUAAAAGUCUGCUAAAAAGGCAAUAAAUAUCAGCCUUUUCUACAAGUAAAUUAAAAUUAUCUCCAUACAUCGAAUCAAUUUCUUCACAGAUUUCUUUACCUUCUGCAGCUAAAGUUGAUUCGUAACUAUCAAGUAAUUGUUCUUCAAAUUUUUCAAAAUGGUCCAUUUUAUUACUUGCUUAGAUUAAAUUUUGUAUUAUACCUACUAGCAAAUCUAUCUGCUAUAGGAGUUUGAUCAAUUAUCAUUUCAUCUAUUAGUUUCAUACGAUCAACAAAAUCUUGUUUAUUCCACUCAUCACCCCUCAGAGCUGCACGAAGUUCAACGAGUACUUUUUCAUAAGUAGUAAAUGCAAUUCUUGACAUUUCAAUUUUUCUCUUAUAAUUCUUUUUCUUACCAAUUCCCGUUACAAUAACUCCAGCACCAUUUACAACUCCUAGAACAACAGGGUUUAGAGUUAUUCCACCAGCAAUAGUUCCUAUUGCUACUAGACAUAUUCCAGAAAUUGAUAACACUUCAUCAACAAAAUUUGUAACUCUUAUAAGACUGCUUAAAACACCAGUAUUUAUGAUAAUGUUUGUAAAAGUCUUUGAGUGUUGUGACGUCUGAUUCUGACAGAGAUUUAUCAAUGUGAUUAAAUUCAAAGGUAUCCUUCAUUUAUUCUUUUAUUUACAUUAGUGCGACGUAGCCAAGGGAGGGGGUCAUAGGGGGAACCGUAGGUUCCCCUAUACUAUAUAAGAUCCACUUAACUUUUCCUGAAUCAAUACUUUGUGGAAUUGAGUAGAGUCGGUGUCGUAAAAGUUUGGCGAAUACAUUAAUCUAAUUAACACUCCAUCUUCAAUUGUAAACUUCCAACGUUGAUUAGUAUUGUAUUGAAUGGAUGGUAUAGUUAAUGUUGAGCUGUAGUUACUUAUUGAAACUUUUGUAACAUUUGAAUGAAAAUCUUCUGCCAGCCAUAAAACAAUUAUUUUUCCAUUAAAACUACCUGGCAUGGUAAAAUCUUGAGUUGUUUUAUUAACAGUUAAAAUUACUUUAUUGUUUGAUUUAUCAUAAUUUAAUUUUACUAAAAUAUUAUUGUUUGUUGAUAAAUAUUUAGUUAGGGUAAAAUUCCUAUUUCUCCAAAAACUAAAAACAAUACAUAAAGUAUCUAUCGGGGAAUAUGAAGGAGAAAAAGUAACAUCAUAACCAUUAACAUUUAAUCCUUUUUCUACUAUUUCACUUAGGUCUUUAUUAGGCGGUAGUGUAAUACUAGGAAUUAAAGAAUUAAUAAUAACUCCAGAUGAACCUAUAUUUAUUCCGUAACUAUCCGCAUCAGCAAAGUUAUAGAAUUCACUAAAAUAUUUUCUAUAAAAAGAAUUUUUGGUAAAAGGAAUUAACUCUUUUAUCAUUCCAACUGUUGCAGCACUAUUGUUACUGUUUCUAUCGAGAUUAAUGUUUAAUAUUUUUUUAUUGUUUGCAUUAAUAUCAACAUUAUACGCCACUUCUGUUGGUUUAAUAUCAAAUGCGGUGUGAUAGUCGUAAACUUUAUCUGGGUCGAUAUUGCUAAAUGUACCCACAAUACCAUAAGCAAUCAUGUAAACCCCCUGAAAAAUGUCCGGAUAUUUCAUAAUGUUAUAUCCUCUUUUUGAAAUAUUAACAAGAAUGUGAAGAAAGAACUUAUUACCAGAUGACAACUUCCGGAAAUUAACUAUUAUUCUAUGGUAGUACAUAACUUUUGUUUGCCCUUUUGGAUCAGUAUACCUAUGGGAUAGUUUUCUUAUACCUACAUUUCCAAUUGAUAAUCCUGUUGAAGUUCCUUUGUCAACACUUAUUUGAGUCUUAUCCCAAAGAGUAUAAUCUGUGUUGAGUAUUUCCAAACACAACGUGUAAUCAGUAUUUGCAGGUAGUCUGUAAAAAUUAAUUCCCAUCUUAUACCUAUAUUGACCUUGGCGAUUUUUUAAUAUAUACAUGAAAAUAACUUUGUGAUUAUAAUCGUGAAAGUUGCCUUUGUUUGGUGGUAAGUCAUCUAUCCUAUUUAUAACAAAACUAACUCCUCCAUCUACUUCAUCAGUCCAUUGAGCCGCACUUGACAUGAGAUAAGCAAACUGAUCCUUGUAAUGACUUGGUUGAACUGCUGUACUAUGAACUAGUUUAUCAACAUAAUCUUUGGUUACCGCAUCACUGUUGUGGAGUGGUUUACCAAUAUUUAUUAUUUUAUUACCACCAGCAUUAAGUUCUCCAGUCAUAGCGAUGGAACCAUCUUUUUCCGAGUAAUCACUUAAAUCUGGGGCAGCUGUGUUAUCAUCAACAUACUUUUUGGUUGCGGCAUCUGUAUUUGAUGUUGGAGUUGCGAGACCAACUAUUUUAUUAUUACCAACAUUAAGGUUACCAGUCAUAGUUACGGUACCAUCUUUUUUCAAAUAAUUACUUAAAUCUGGACUUCCAGCAUUAUCAUCAACAUACUUUUUGGUUGCAGCAUCUGUGUUUGACACUGGAGUUGCGAGACCAACUAUUUUAUUAUUUCCAAGAUUAAGGUUACCAGUCAUAGUGACGGUACCAUCUUUUUCCAAGUAAUCACUUAAAUCUGGGGCAGCUGUGUUAUCAUCCACAUAUUUUUUGGUUGCAGCAUCUGUAUUUGAUGAUGGAGUAGCGAGACCAACUAUUUUUUUGUUUCCAAGAUUUAGGUUACUAGUCAUUGAUACACUUCCGUCCUUUUUUAUAAAAGAAUUAGUAUCAGGUAUUAAGUCAUCCACAUACUUUUUAGUUGCAGCAUCUGUGUCAUUUGCUGGUUGUUUUAAAUGAAUUAUACCUUUAUUAUCCAUGUUUAGAUUAUUAGUCAUUUUAUUUGUUCCAUCAACGUGGAGAUACUUCAAUUCUGUGAAAGCUAAUGGUGUUGGUUGUUUGGGACCCGCUGGAGCUGGCAGAUUUAAUAUUCGAUUAUUGCCCAUAUCUAGAUUUCCAAUCAUUUUUCUUGUUUCAUCUAGUUUUAAAAAGACACUACCAUCAGCUGGUCCACUGGAAUUAUCAUCAACAUAUUUUUUUGUAGCAGCAUCAGUAUUAGCACUAGGUGCACCAACAUUUCUUAGUUUUUUAUUUAUCAUAUCAUAAUUCCCACUUGAAGUAAGAUUAAAUCCAACUCCUGGAGCACCUUGAAUUCCCCUAGCAAAGGGAUGAUCAAGAGAUUGUUCGUUAAAUAUACCCAUUUUAAUUAUUAGUUUAUAUUACCAGUAAAGUUUUUUGCAAUACGUUUUCUUGGUUUAUCAACGUAUAAAAAUGAAUACGGUUUUUUAGUUGCUGCUUUAUAAUCUUCUUUAUUAACUCCCAACUCAGAUGAUAUUCUGUUGGAUUCCCUCGGUGAUGGAAAUUCAUACAGGCAGUAAUGAGAACAAUUCAGCUGAAUGUCCUUUGGAGUUUUAUAAAACGAUUGACUGAGGUACACCACCGAACAAUUCUUAUGUCGUCCUUGAAUAAAAUAAUCUAUUAACUGUUUCUGGUUUUUAUCGCAAACAUAGUCAUCGAAUAUCACCAGUUUUUGAUUGUCUUCAUAAUCCAUUUCUGAUACUGGGGUUAUUUCAUUAUUACUUACAUGAAGUAUUUCAUAUCCCAGUUUACUACUCAACUCCCUCAUUUUCUGAAUUAGCUUUUGAUACUUAUCCUGUUCUAGAUUACGCGCGUAAAGAUAAAUCUCAUCAUAAUACAAUAGUGGUUUAAUUAACAUAUGAUAUAAUAGAUUAGUCUUACCGCAUCCACUGUUUCCACAGAUUAACAUCCGAAAUGUCUCUGAUGGCAUGUAAGGAAAUAACUGUUUAUAUUUUUUAUCUAGGUUGUUACUACUAUCAUAGUUUGGUAUUUCCAUUUAUCUAAUGAUUAAAUAAAAUGGAUGUUGAAGAAUACAAAAAACUUGCAAGAAAUAAGAUUGAAGCUGAUGCUUUGACUCGACAGGUAAGAGAUGUAAUAAAAAUAACAAAAUAGGAAAAACAAAAUAUGAGAGAGGGUUUUAAAGAAACAUUUAAACCACUUAUUAAAUCUCAAGAUAGCAUUAAAAAAAGUAUUGAUGAGCAGCAAAACGCAACUAUAGCACAACUUAAAAAAAAACAACUUGCUCUUACUCAAGGUUUUGAACAGUUUAACCGAUUAGCUGAUAUGAGGGAAUUACCAUAUCCCAACGAAGAAGGUUGGGAUAGAGAUUGGUUACCAGAACCUACAAUAUCUAAACCAAGAUCACCUACACGUUAUAACAUUGAAAAAAAUCUUGACGUUGCUGAUUUAGAAGUAUUAAGAAUUAUGGAUUAUCCAAGACCAAAUGAUUUUUUUGAUACUAACCCUGAAAGACUUAGAGAAAUACAUGAUGAAGUAAAAAAUGAUGUAAAAGUUUUUACAGGAGAAAUAGCUGGUUUGAAGAGAAAAAAACAUAAAACAGAAGAAGACGAAGAAGAAAUAGAAAGGAUUAAAAUGCAAAAAGAUUUACUACAUAAAUACAAAAACAUUCUUAAACUUUAUUUAGAUUCGCUUGAGUAUCAAAUGGGAGAAGGAAUGAUUUACUUUAACAACCCGCAUCAACUUCUAGACAGACUUGAAUUACUCGGUGGUUCAAUUCUUGCUGGGAAUAAUGGUGUAAUACCUGAGUUUUCUCAAAUAGUACAUCUUCUCAACCAAAUGAAAGUGAUCUAAAAAAAAAACAACUAAAUAAUCUACUAAAAAGUUAUAUAGCAAUUAUAUAAAAUGGAAGAACGAGCUAUCCACAUUUCCUCAAUAAAUAGGGAAAAAAGAGGAGUAAGCAGACCUGGUGAUUUUACUAUUAAGUUUAAUCCAUCUUUGAAACUUGACCCUGAUAAGAAACACCAACUUGCUCUUGAUCGACUAUCCAUGACUUACUCUUGGUACAACAUUAUAAGUGAUUAUAAAAACAAUACAAUCAAAUACACCCACGAUGGAUCCACCUGGCAAACAAUUACUUUUACAGAUGGAAUGUAUUCCUACUCAGAUAUUAAUGAUUAUAUUCAUCAAUACAUGGAUCAAAAAAAUCAUCACUCAACAGAUUCAAGAGGAAAAAAGGAGUAUUCAAUCAAUCUAACUUUUAUUCUCUCCACAUAUCGAAUUUUACUUUCAGUUAGUAAUAACCAUCAACUUGAUCUGAGAGGAACAGAAUUUGGAGGCCUAAUUGGAUUUGAAAAAAAAAUUGUUACUAAAACAGAGUAUGGAACAAAACUACCAAAUAUCACAAAUUCGAUUGAUGUAUUAAAUAUCAACACAACCGUAAUAACUGAUAGCAUUGUAAAUGGAAUAAACACAAAUACCAUUGCUGUGGUACCAACAGACAAUCUCACAAGAUCUUAUCCAUUUACGUUUGAGCCUAAAAGACCUUUGUAUUGUCCUGUAUCUAGAUACCACAUUGAUGAAAUGAGAAUCUAUGUGACAGACUCACUCGGAAGACCAGUAAAUUUUAACGGUAUAGAUUGGUUUAUGACUUUGAUACUCCACUCAAUGUAAGCGGGGGCACCUACGGUUCCCCCUGCACCCCCCUCCCUUUAUAAGAAUGAAGUUAAUUUUGGAACACCCCUUCCCUUUUUUGUAUAACUAUUAAAUUAAAAUGAUGAGACAAUCAGAGUUUAAAAUGAAACUUGACCCUGAAUUGGGUAGAUAUACAAGACGACAUAUUUAUGGUGAAGGAAUGAUGGAUGUGUUUAAAUCGGUUGGUAAAAAAAUAUUUGGAAAGACAAUGAAAAAAGCUGCUAAAAAAGGUGCUCAAAGAGCGGUAACAGCAGCUGCAACAAAAACUGGUGAACAUGUUGGUAAAAAGGCUGGUGAUAAGAUAGUGCAAAUGUUAUCCAAAAGUAAUAAUAAACCAAAAGUUACUUUUAAUAAAAAUGUUGAAACAAUUCCAAACAAAACAAUGACUCAACAAGAGAUAAAUAAAAGAGUGAAUGCAAUUCUUAGUGGAGGUUCAACACGUAAGAGAAAAUUAUAUAAUUAUUAAAAUAAAAUGAAGUCUUUUAGAAAUCCAAAAUAUUUAGAAAGAUAUGAAGAUGUUGUUUUUGACCUUGAACAAGCUUUAGCCGCACCUGGAAAUGGUGCUCAUCAAAUUAAAACAGGUCAUAGAUUUGUUGCUGAUAACACAGGNAUAAAAAUGUUGAAACAAUUCCAAACAAAACAAUGACUCAACAAGAGAUAAAUAAAAGAGUGAAUGCAAUUCUUAGUGGAGGUUCAACACGUAAGAGAAAAUUAUAUAAUUAUUAAAAUAAAAUGAAGUCUUUUAGAAAUCCAAAAUAUUUAGAAAGAUAUGAAGAUGUUGUUUUUGACCUUGAACAAGCUUUAGCCGCACCUGGAAAUGGUGCUCAUCAAAUUAAAACAGGUCAUAGAUUUGUUGCUGAUAACACAGGAGAAUCUACUCCUUUUGAUUGGUAUAACGCGCGAAUUUCAGCAGAUUUCAAAGUUAAUCAGCUGGCUGCUGGAGCUGAUAUAGAUGCAGAUGGAGAUCAAAUAGGAAUAGUAAAUGGCAGUAGUUCUCUCAUAGAAAAGUUAUCCAUCCUAGCAAAUGGUAGAGAUGUUUACAGUUGCAACUAUGCUAAUCAUGUAGUAAAUAUUAAGAAUUUACUUGAGUAUAAUCCAUCUUAUGUUGAGAGUGUUGCCACAAAUGAAUUUUACUAUCUUGAUACAUCAAGAAAUGCUGAAAGAAAUAGAUUCACAAAAAGGCAAGUAACUCACAGACGAAAUGCAGCUAAUAACGCUGAUGAAGCAGGAUUGAUGAUAGAUGAUGUUGAAGCUAAUUAUAACAAAGGUUUUGCAAUAAGAAAAGCACUAUUAGGCGACUCAGCAACAGUACGAUGUGAAAUUCCUCUUAACAGAUAUUCUUUCUUUGAAUCAUUACAGGAGAAACUUCUUCCAAAUACAAAAAUUGAGCUGAAUAUAGAACUAGAAUCGGAUAACAAUCUUAUCUGGCGAGCUGGAGGAAACAAUUGUAGAGUUAUACUAACAAGAUUUCAACUAUUUGUUCCAAGAUUAACAUUUAACUCAGAAGGACAAAAACUAUACAUGGAAAAUUAUCUUAAGCCCUACAAAUGGGUGUACCUCAAUGAACAGGUUGAGCGGUCAAAUAACUCUCAACAGCAAACAGGUCAUUUUAGAAUUACAAAUGCCAUCUCAAAACCUCGCCAUGUCUUUGUUUUUGGAAUUAACACAGCUAAUAUUGAUUCACAAACAGCAAAUCCAUUUUUAUACAAUACUUUUAAUCUGCCAAACAAUGCCAAUAUAUCUCGCUGUUAUCUCGAGGUUGGAAAUGGAAAUGAGUACCCUGACAUUCACUUUAAACCAGCUAAAGAUCCAGCAAGAGUUUUGAGAGAAGUAAUGGGUUAUGUUUACGCAAAUAACGACUUUCAAGGUGGAACACUACUUAAUAGAACAAAUUUUGGGUCUUUGUUCCCGUUUGUUUACUUUGACUUGACAAAACAAAAAUUGGAUAUAAAAGAUGGAGUUACAAAAUUAUCGUUUCAUUAUGAAUUAUCUGCUAAUCCAAACGCUGAUUAUAAUAGCUACGCUUUAAUACUUCAC
Molecule: messenger RNA, 11306 nt
Organism: Porites evermanni
Lineage: Eukaryota; Metazoa; Cnidaria; Anthozoa; Scleractinia; Poritidae
Source: the annotation of a GenBank genome assembly